Frieseomelitta varia is the source of this 7274-nucleotide messenger RNA. RefSeq names its product proton-coupled amino acid transporter-like protein pathetic. The record is from RefSeq and is a predicted model, not a curated record. Lineage: Eukaryota; Metazoa; Arthropoda; Insecta; Hymenoptera; Apidae. The transcript has 6 exons. Gene Ontology annotation, cellular component: vacuolar membrane. Bases 1256 to 2695 code for a protein of 479 amino acids. Gene Ontology annotation, molecular function: amino acid transmembrane transporter activity. Gene Ontology annotation, biological process: amino acid transmembrane transport.
CAUCGUCCAAGAACCCACAGAAGUGAACGUUGACCGUGAUCAGUAGGGUGCAGUGGGGGUUCGAGGUUGUGUGGUGAACGACAUGGUGGGGAUAAAGCAUAGUUACCGAGAGGAGCUUAGCCGUUAGGUCGUUGAGUGGUCGUGGCUAUGCGUGCGUGUGUGCACGCGUGUGCAUGCACGAUCGUCGGCUAUGUGUGUAUCCUGUAGGAGGAAAGGGACGAAGGAGGUACCGUCCGCGGCGAAGAGUGGGAGAAAGAGGCGACGGAACCGCGCGCUCCGCGGCCUCCCACGACGCGGAUCAUUCCUAGCCGAGUCUUUUCGACGCUCGCGACGCUUCUCCGAACGCCCUAGAAACCGAUCCUUUUUUUUUCGUCUUCAUGAACGUCUGCCCGGAAACGACACGGUCCUCUACGUCGUGACGACAGCCGUGCGCUGUGUCGAUCUUCAUUUGAUUUCACAUUCAAAACGUUGCCGCGCGGCAUUAAUUUUAAUUUUCUUCGCUACGCGCGUACGUAAUUCCUCGCCCAUCCCCUCUAAGCUUCGCCUAUUUAACACGCCUGUCUCCCACCCUUGGGAAUCCCUUUAACCUAGUCACAUCCCUCGAGAGCAACCGAGAGAGAUAGAAAGAGAGACACGAGGCGAGGAGAAAGCGUAGAAGAAAGUCUGCGAGGAAAGGAGGAGGAUCAGUGCAAGCACGACCGUUCACGGGAUCGAUUCGUAAUUGUUUGAAAGUAAAGAGAAAAAAAAAAAAGGAAAAAAGGAAAAAGAAACGGUUCGUUGAUUCCCGCCUGAAAGGAAGGCUGUGCAGUACCACGCGGUUCUCCUAGGAUAUAUAUAUAUAUAUAUAUUUAUAUACCGACACGCGCAUCCGCCGUUUGUGUAUGUGCCAAUCUCUGCCCGCGUGUUGGAGUAUCACCUCGGUUCAGGCCUUCCAGAAGUGAAUCCAACGAUUCGGAGCAGACAGCCGGGAGGACCAGCCAGCCAGCCAGCCAGCCGGCUCCGAUCGACCGAGAUAGUACACACUAGCUUCUCGUCUAGAGUGCGAGAAUAAACGCGUAGCGGCUCUACGCGCAGAGGCUGUUCGCUUUUUUUUUUUUUUUGAAAACGCGCGAGAUCGAUUGAGUUUUGAAACGAGGAUGUCGCACAAGAUACUGAGCCAAGGAGCACCGGUUCACGGGGGCAACUCACAGGUAAGAGAGUGAACAAUAACCUCAAAUUCGAUGAUGUUUCGAUAACUUGAACAAAGAGAACACCAAUGCGCCCAAUGAUAGCGGAAUACGACCCAAAGAAGCACGGUGUGAGAACAGAACUGUCAGACACGGUUCUUGUCAAAUACAAGUGCGAGAAAAAUGACAUACCGAUCACCGUCACGAACGGUUCCACGUUGCCGCUCGUGGAGCGGCCGAACGACGAGGAGGCGGCCCUCUACAAUCCGUUCGAGCACAGGAAACUGGCCCACCCGACCUCCGACCUCGACACGUUGAUACAUUUGCUGAAGGGGAGCCUGGGAACUGGGAUCCUGGCGAUGCCGAUGGCCUUCCGCAAUGCCGGCCUGCUGUUCGGUUUAUUCGCCACGUUCUUCAUCGGCGCGGUUUGCACCUACUGUGUGCACAUUUUGGUGAAAUGCGCGCACAAUCUGUGCAGGCGGACGCAAACGCCGAGUUUGGGCUUCGCCGACGUGGCGGAAGCGGCGUUCCUCGUCGGCCCUGAGCCGGUGCAGAAAUACGCUCGCCUAGCGAAGGCGACGAUCAACUCGUUCCUAGUGAUCGACCUGAUUGGCUGCUGCUGCGUGUACAUAGUUUUCAUUUCAACGAACGUCAAGGAGGUGGUCGAUUAUUAUACAGAGACUGACCGCGAUAUCCGAUAUUACAUGGCGCUGCUGCUGCCUCUCCUGAUAAUGUUCUCACUCGUGAGGAACUUGAAAUUCCUGGCGCCGUUCUCCAUGCUGGCCAACAUACUGAUCGCCACUGGAAUGGGGAUCACAUUCUACUACAUUUUCAGCGAUCUGCCCAGCGUCGGCGAUCUACCGAAAUUCUCGAGCUGGUCUCAGUUACCUCUGUUCUUCGGCACGGCGAUCUUCGCCCUCGAAGGCAUUGGUGUGGUGAUGCCACUGGAAAACAAUAUGAAAACCCCGACGCACUUCAUCGGUUGCCCAGGCGUGUUGAACACCGGCAUGUUCUUCGUGGUGUUGCUGUACAGCACGGUUGGUUUCUUCGGUUACUGGCGGUACGGCGAGGAGACGAGGGCCUCGAUCACUCUGAACCUGAAACAGAGCGACAUCCUCGCUCAGUCUGUCAAGAUAAUGAUCGCGGUGGCCAUCUUCCUUACCUACGGGCUGCAAUUCUACGUGCCCAUGGAGAUCAUCUGGAAGAAUCUCAAACAGUAUUUCGGCUCGAGGAAGCUCCUCGGCGAGUACAUGAUCCGCAUCAGCAUGGUGAUCUUCACCGUGUGCGUGGCGAUUGCCAUUCCAAAUCUAGGGCCGUUCAUCUCGUUGGUUGGCGCCGUCUGCCUCUCCACCCUCGGACUGAUGUUCCCGUCUGUGAUCGAGCUGGUCACCGUCUGGGAACAGGAGAACGGAUUGGGAGCGUGUUACUGGAGGCUCUGGAAGAACCUGGCGAUCAUCACGUUCGGCGUGUUGGGUUUCCUAACCGGGACCUACGUGAGCAUCCAGGAGAUCCUCGAGGAACACAAAUGAAGCGCCGGGUUCGAAGGAGCUGCGGUGCGACGGAAUAAUCGCUCAGCGCGUACCACAGAUGCCGGCGUGUCGUUGGACACCUUCCGCGCUCUCGUCGAGCGAGCUCGUUGUCAGAUCAGGUAGACGACGACGAACACGUACAACAACAACCACCACCACCACCACCAUCACCAGGAGGGUGCCGCCGCUGCUGUUGCUACUGCUGCUGCUGCUGGGCCAUCCAGCGUCAAAGUCACGCGGCCACGCGAGCUCCGAACUUGUAGCUUCGUCUCGCUCCUUUUCUGUAUUUCACGUUGUAUAGCACGAUGACUGUAACGGCGACAAAGGCGUCACAUUGUAGAUAGGGAUCCUCGACAGAUCAAUCUUGUUUCUCAUUCUUUUGUUACAAUCGUAAUCGUAUAUCGCUGUUAUGUAAUCGUGUCACCUCUGUCCGUGACACUACGAGGAGUUUGUGUAUUGGAAAUUACUCGUGAUACGUAUGUUUGCUCAAAAUGAGUCUCCGGUAACUUUAGUUGCACGUAAGUGGACUGCGCUCCACUCGAUGGAAGGAGUUUUGAGAUUAGACUUGUCGGGAAUUGAAGUGAAAACUUUGUGAAAAGUAGAGAAAAUAAUGUUUCCUUUCAAUAAUGACAAAUCUAUUUUAUAAAUCUCUAAGAUUUCUAAGAGAAAUUGCAAUUACUCUUGAUAGUUUACAGAAUACAUGUAACAUACAAAAAGUGUAUAUAGUGUCUAAAGUAGAGUAUUUAUUAUUAUACGUGGUAGAUGAAGCAAAUUUCUAUCUAAGUUCCUUAAAGAUAUUCGCAGUCUACUUAUGAAGAACAAUUAAAGAAGAGAAAUUUACAUCUGCAAGUUAUAUAAUCCCAAAUACGUACAGCGGCGUGUUUGCACAUACUCUUAUUUUGUUUUUUGAUGAAUUUUACUUUUAUCUACAUGCGAUUUUCGCAACAUCAAAUUUUGACGAUUGUCAUUAUACAAAGAUUAUACAUUAUUGAAUUGAAUCUAAUUAAUUAGUAUGUAAAUGCUACAAGUACAAAUGUGUGCGAAACGUUUUCUAAUCGGUGUUCUGUAAACAAGCAAUAUUCACGAGCUCGAUGUCUGUGUUCAAUCAUUUUGACAAUAAUAGUUACAGGAAAAAUUAUCGCAACAUACAAAGCGGGAUAGAAAAAAACGAGUCUUAUUGCUCGAUCGAUUAUCUUGAGCUUACACAAACUUCUUUUUGCACACUGUAGAAUCAUCACUAGGGCUUCGUUUCCCCGUGAAACUCGUGUAACCGACAUAAAUGGCAUAAGAACCGCGGCUUGACGCAAAAGAAAAUUCAAUCGAUCUUCGCCGAUUUACGUCAGAGUCGUCGCUACUGACGUCGGGCUGCAAUGUACACUAGGUGUACGGUGACAAUCAUUAAUGCGGCGUGUUUCACGUAGGCAGUUCAACGUUCACUUAACAUUUUAAACCAUCGAUUUCCACACUGUCUUCUUAACGAUUUCUCAAAUCGUUAAAUCUAUUGAAUUUCAUUCUCUGAAUUUUAUUAAUAGAUUAGUGGAAUGAAAUUCGAAAUCCAUCGGUCAGAUUUCGAAUUUCCUACGCCUUCCAGAUUUCUCGCGUCUCUUCAAACGCCUACUUUCGACUUCGUGUACGACGUUAAUGACUUUCACCGCGCAUCGAUCAUACGUUCGAGCGAUUAACCGAGCAAAGUCAAUGGCACAACGUGGCUCGGAGUACCCGGAUCCGUCAGACCGUGGGAUCCGUUCAAAAGACGAGAGCACCAUCAAGAACGUGGAUAUAGAAGCACCGUCUUUUUUUCUCACUUCCCCCAUCCGUUUCUCUCUCUCUUUUUUUUUUUUUUUUUUUUUUUUUUUUUUAUUAUUUAUUCGCGUUGCGUCGACCGUGCGCACGACGAAGUUUUUUUUACCAUCGCACUUCGCACAACUGCGGGACGGUUUUUCUCAUAAUUUUCUUUUUAUUUUUUAUUUUUUAUUUUCUUCUUUUUCUUUGUAGUUUACGCACCGUAUCACGCACGGACAUAGAUACGUAAAUUAUACUUAACUGAGCGUCAUUUUUACCUAUGAACAAGGACCGUUCACCGUUGAUUUUAUUUUUCUUCUUCCACCCCCCCCCCCUUUCCCCCUUUUUUUUCGACUUUAACGUGCGCUCGUUUAACUUUGUCGCGUUUAACAAAAGAGCAAUCUGUAAGAUAAGAGGUUUCCAAGGCCGAUUAUCGAUCGAUCGAUCCGCGUUAUCACAUUCUCCUGUUGAUUUGAAUUGAAAUCUGUGAAACAAUCUUAUCGACAGAAAUUCGGACACAUUCGUUCAGUUGAUAUUAAAAUUGGAAAGGAAAAAAAAGACAAGAAGAGAAGGAUAUUCUGUAUUCCGAUAAAGUGGAAGAUCGAUCGAUCUAUCGAGCGGAAAUCGUCAAUCUGUUCCUAGUGCACAUUGCACGAAAUGAGACGAAAGAGUAACGUACAAAAGUGAGUACUAAUUAAGAGUAAGUGACAGAAUGGCGCAGCGGGUGUGAUAAUAUCGCGAUGUGCACGUUUGCUAGUCUGUAAGAAGAAGUUCACAGCGAGAGUGACAGCGACACAAGUGUGUCGCGCGAGGUGUACGAUGCGAAAUUGGAUCUUUGAUCUUGGAAUCGAGAUCAGCCAAAAAAAAAAAAAUAAAAAUAAAAACAAAAACAAAAACGAGCAACUUGUGCACGAAUCAAUUUGUCGAACAGUGUCGAAGAUCUUGUAGAAUAUAUAUUCAGCGAUUCUCACGAAAGAUAUCAUCGAUCAUAAUCUCGAAGAUUGUCAUCCAUUGUAAAAUCGUUAGACAAAAUAAUUCACUGGACAAUGAAAAAACAAACAGUAACAAAUCUGAUAAUCUUCGCGUGGGAUAGUAUACAAAAAAAAAAGGGCUCGAGAAAUAUUUGCAACGAUCCAUUUUUCUCGCUGUCAUUCGAAGAUUAAUAUUGUUAAUAGCGGAUCUCGGCGAGAAGUUUAAAACGAAAUGGAAAUUGAUGGCCGCUAAUUCCGGCCUUCGUUUCAGCUUUGUACUCGCCGAGUGCUAUUUAUAUAUUCGGAAAGUAUAAUAAUACGCUUUGGAACGGCGCGUGUUGCACAGCGACAGACACGAUCGUCCUCCGUUUUCGUUUUAUUUUCGAUCGGCGUCCGAGCAAUUCCUGUCGUUCGCACUUCGAAACGCAAUGCAAUACUGUAGUGCCUUGAUCGUUUUCACCUCGCGGAGAUCGAUAGGAUGUAAGAUCGUUGUUCGUGCAGGAUGCAUCGCUAAAAUUAUGAAUGUCCAAAAUUAUGGAAACUGUUUCUACGAUUAUUUUACACGUCGUUGUAUUUUACACGUCGGAGUUAUCAGAUUCUUUAGGUAACUUUAGGCGAUGCAUUCUGUACGUUGACAAAAGAACUACCAACGACUGAAUGCGUAAAAUUUGGGAAAUAAUAGGAAAGAGAGUUUAUAAGAGUUAGAUUGAUGGGCGUAAAAGUAUUGAAGUACGCGUAAUGUUUUCAAAACGUUGUAGUUUUCAUAUCGUUCGUUUCGGUAGAGAUUAUUUUAGACUAUCUUGGGACAGAGUUGUUAUAAUUUUUCUCAUUUAUAAACUUUCUUUUUUUUUUUAAACGACUCAUCUUUUCAAUAAUUUCAUCAUUUUGUUCACAACAAUUGGAUCAUAUUUCUGGAUUAUACGUCGAUGAAAUUUAGUAACUUUACUGUAAAUCUUUUUAAUGUCGAAUUUAUAGUAAAUUGGCGAUUAAUGGCAGAACAAUAUUGUCCAGAUGGUAUUUAAAUUUCGACGAAACAAAAUUUUCAUGUGCAUCAAUCUGACACUGUAGAAUUUCUAUUUAUAUAUUUCCUUUUAAGAAUCGUUCGAAUCAUUGAGAAUAUUAUACACUAUUAUACAAAUCCAUGAUAAAUUCCCUCACCCUUAAAUCGUUAUUUUCGCCAUUCUUGGCAGUUCUGGCGUUCUGUUUCGAUUUCAAUGAUUUUUUUUUUUUUUUUAAAGUCGAUAAUAAUGUAUCUUGUAUGAGAGAAAGACGACGUGAAAAGACACAGUCGAUCGAAGAGAGACAAUAACCGAUGCACGGUAGUUAUUGCCAUUUUUUUUGUAUCAAAAAUGUAUCAGAUGUGUGUUUCAUCAAGAAUGAGCAAACUGUUCUUUCGAGCCACGGAAGGCUGCUGAAUUUUGCCGAGCUUCGUCCAUGUUUUUUUGUACUCGUCAAUUCUUUUUUCCAUCCAGGUUUUUUUCCUUUUUUUUUUUUUUAUAAAUAUAUAUGUACACUAUGUUGUACACGAAGAAUAGUUCAGGAUAGACGACUGUAUAAUCAAAACGAAAAUUACAACGAGGAUUCUCUAAUAAUAGAAUCACGAUUAAGAAAUGAAAAAUUUGAGAUAUAUAUAUAUAUAUUUACUAUAUAUCGUUUCGCUGCUUUUUUACUUCGGACUUCCGCGAUAAAUCGCGCGUCUUUGUGGCAAUGGUUGCCGCGCAAAGGAUGUUUCAUGUGCAUGUUAUCUCGUGCACACCGUCAAUUUUUGUCGGUCAUUCUACCAAACAAUGUUAUGAAUAUUUAAUACACGACAAUUUGCAAAAGAA